CUGAGCCAAUGAUGCUGGGUUCACCUACCUCUCCAAAGCCAGGAGUUAAUGCCCAGUUUUUACCUGGAUUUUUAAUGGGGGAUAUGCCAGCUCCAGUGACUCCACAAUCUCGAUCUAUUAGUGGCCCUUCAGUAGGAGUAAUGGAAAUGAGAUCUCCUUUACUUGCAGGUGGGUCACCACCACAACCAGUUGUACCAGCUCAUAAAGACAAAAGUGGAGCUCCACCAGUUAGAAGCAUAUUUGAUGACAUUUCCAGCCCAGGACUUGGGGCAACGCCUUUAACGUCAAGAAAACAGGCAAACAUUUCAGUAAUGCAGAGUCCUCUUGUUGGAGUUACUACCACUACUCCUGGAACAGGUCAAAGUAUGUUUAGUCCAGCAAAUAUUGGUCAGCCACGAAAGACCACAUUAUCUCCUGCUCAGUUGGAUCCUUUUUAUACUCAAGGAGAUUCUUUAACAUCAGAAGAUCAUCUUGAUGACACUUGGGUGACUGUGUUUGGGUUUCCUCAAGCAUCUGCUUCUUAUAUAUUAUUGCAGUUUGCACAAUAUGGGAAUAUCUUAAAACAUGUGAUGUCUAACACAGGAAAUUGGAUGCAUAUUCGUUAUCAAUCUAAACUGCAGGCCCGGAAGGCCUUAAGUAAAGAUGGGAGAAUUUUUGGAGAGUGCAUCAUGAUUGGCGUAAAACCAUGUAUAGAUAAAAGUGUUAUGGAAAACAGUGAAAGAUGUGUUUUAUCAUCUCCAUCUCUAGCCUUUACACCACCAAUCAAAACCUUAGGUACACCAUCACAGCCUGGGAGUACUCCUAGGAUUUCCACCAUGAGACCUCUUGCCACAGCGUAUAAAACGUCUACUAGUGACUAUCAGGUUAUUUCUGACAGACAAACGCCAAAAAAAGAUGAAAGUCUUGUAUCCAAAGCAAUGGAGUACAUGUUUGGCUGGUAGUUUGAUAAAAGUGAAGAACUUAACUACAAGAAAGUAGGUUGCUACACUAACAAAGCAGUGUUCUGCCAGUUUCCUUCGGUUAGUUAUAUAACCACUCGGCAGUUUGGGGAUGUUAUCUCAUACUUCUUCUAGAAGCCUUUUUCUUUCAGUAUACAGCAUAUUUGUAGCUGGCACUUUAAAAGAUAAUUGAGAUGCAUUUUUAAGAAACUGAAAAUUCCUAUAAAUAGGAUUUUGUGCUUUUUGUGAUAGUGAAUGCUUAAAACACAGGUAAACCCAGCACUGCUUAAUGUGAAUUAUCUGAUUGAGUUUGUCAUGAG
This is a messenger RNA of Chrysochloris asiatica (Cape golden mole), 1258 nucleotides long. RefSeq names its product nucleoporin 35kDa (gene NUP35). Gene Ontology annotation, cellular component: nuclear membrane; nuclear pore central transport channel; nuclear pore nuclear basket. Lineage: Eukaryota; Metazoa; Chordata; Mammalia; Afrosoricida; Chrysochloridae. Gene Ontology annotation, biological process: nuclear pore organization; NLS-bearing protein import into nucleus; regulation of DNA-templated transcription. The record is from RefSeq and is a predicted model, not a curated record. The transcript has 8 exons. Bases 9 to 941 code for a protein of 310 amino acids. Gene Ontology annotation, molecular function: phospholipid binding; single-stranded DNA binding; structural constituent of nuclear pore.